UAGUUUCACUUUUACCAAUCAAAGACAACAAGAAACUUGACUAAACCUCUCUCCUCUCUCUCUCUCCCUCUCUCUGAUAUCUCUCUCUCAGACACAGAGAUAAGAGUGAUCACAUAUUCUAUAUAUAUAUAUAUAUACACAGUAUGAAGUCAGGUAGUCCUAGAGUAACAAAGAGGAUGUGCAAUUCCAGUGAAGAGGAAAGUGAGCUAAGAAGGGGUCCAUGGACUCUUGAAGAAGAUACUUUACUCACUCAUUACAUUUCUCGCCAUGGUGAAGGUCGUUGGAAUAUGUUAGCAAAAUAUGCAGGACUGAAGAGAACUGGAAAGAGUUGCAGAUUACGAUGGCUAAAUUAUUUAAAACCUGACAUUAAGCGUGGAAACCUUACUCCACAAGAACAACUCUUGAUUCUUGAACUGCACUCUAAGUGGGGUAACAGGUGGUCAAAAAUUGCACAGCAUCUGCCGGGCAGGACAGACAAUGAAAUCAAGAAUUAUUGGAGAACAAGGGUGCAAAGGCAGGCACGUCAAAUGAAUAUUGAGUCUAAUAGCAAGAGGUUUCUUGAUGCUGUUAGGUGUUUUUGGAUGCCAAGAUUGCUUCAGAAAGUGGAGCAAACUUCUUUUUCUACUGCUUCUUUAACAAACCCUGACUAUUUACAGACUAUUUCAGCUACUUCUUCAUUAUCAGUACCCAAUUUCACAACCAAUCCUUCUUCGUCAGAAUCUUUUGAUCCACAAAUCCAUAAAUUAGUACAGUACUGCUCAAAUCUUGGAAGUGAGCAUUCAAUAAGUUCAGUCACUACUAGCCCUAGUACUACUGUCCUUUCCACAGAUUCCAUUGCAAUCCAACACCAGCCUGAAAUUCUUGAAAACCCAAAAACUCCCCCUGUACUUGAUGACACUGGCGUCUACAACUACAAUAACCUAAUUCUCAGUGAAGGUUACCAUGUGGAGAGCAAUGGGUAUGACAUGGAUCAUGGACUCAAUCCUGCUGCAGCUUCAAUGCCUGAAAUUGGCACUUUUGAUGAUUCACUAUCAGAAUGCCAGAUGGCAGAAAGCAAUUGGGUCUUUGAGGAUGAAAUGGCAGAUGCUUUAUGGAACAUGGAUGACAUUUGGCAGUUUAGGCUUUAGUGAAAAAGAAAAAGGCAUCUACCAUAUCUAGGAUGGCUCUGUUAUUAUGGUUAGGGUCCAUCCAUCUACUCAUCUUGACCCCAGGCAUUACACUGAUCUACAUUAGAUUUUUACAGAUUUAAGUGGUGAUUACUAUUAUUGUACUUUACAAGAAUGCAUAAUGUAAUCACUCAUCUAUGAAUUAAGAGUGACAUAGUCUUAUUGUAGUUCAAAAGAUUGUAUGAAUUUAUGAACAAUUAUGUAGUGAACUUGAUUUA
This is a messenger RNA of Ricinus communis (castor bean), 1384 nucleotides long. RefSeq names its product transcription factor MYB62. The record is from RefSeq and is a predicted model, not a curated record. Lineage: Eukaryota; Viridiplantae; Streptophyta; Magnoliopsida; Malpighiales; Euphorbiaceae. Gene Ontology annotation, cellular component: nucleus. The transcript has 3 exons. Gene Ontology annotation, molecular function: sequence-specific DNA binding; DNA-binding transcription factor activity; catalytic activity. The coding region runs from base 144 to 1127 and encodes 327 amino acids. Gene Ontology annotation, biological process: regulation of DNA-templated transcription.